This is a messenger RNA of Spodoptera litura, 4091 nucleotides long. RefSeq lists its product as uncharacterized. NCBI's taxonomy places the organism in Eukaryota, Metazoa, Arthropoda, Insecta, Lepidoptera, Noctuidae. The record is from RefSeq and is a predicted model, not a curated record.
UGUUUGGGAAGUUUGAAAUUUCCAGUAAUUUAUUAAAUUAUUUCUCAUAAAUUUAUAAUGUAGGCACAAUUUCUGUUAAGAAUUACUAUAAAACAGUUAAAACAAUAAAAUGGAAAGUGGAAUUACGAAAGAAUUUACGCCGGCCGUUGCAGAAACGCAGAAUGUGGUUAACGCCGAUUCUGCCGACUCCUUUCAGUCUUUCAUUUACGAAUUGUUUGAAAAGAAUGGUAUACUCAACGACUUAAGGGCGUACUUACGCGGCCACAUAGUAAAUGUUCUGAAAAGUGCACAAACUGGAGACCCACACCCAUGUCAGAAACACUUCACGCAACGUUUGGAGCUAAAAUACCAAGCUAUCAACAUCUUAAUAGCUGAAUAUCUUAUGCGAUUAGAAUUUAGCUACAGUUUUUCUGUAUUCAUAUCAGAAAUACCAUUAGCUAAUAUGGUAUUUGGAUUCGCCAAGUCCAUGAUGGAGCAGAGUCCUCAGAAUAAGAUGGAUAUGAGGUUCAAGGAGUCUGAUAUCUGGUCCAUACUGAAUUACUUGGGAGUACAAUGUGACUCGGAACACGCAGCUAAUGUGGUGGAGAUGUACAAGAAUGAUAAACACAAUCCAUUACUGUUCUGCAUACUCAAGUGUAUGCCCCUGUACAAGGAGAGUGUAGGACUGCCACAGGUUUCAUCAGGAGAAUCCCUUUCAAGCGUAAGGUCGGUGGCAAGCAAUGAGACAAUAAAAAGACCUCACAAUAAGACAACAGGCCUCCCUGACAAAUGUCGCCAUUACCUUUUCUGCAAGACUUGUCAGAACAAGAUGUACCGGCUUAAAGAAAUGUAUAAGAGAAAGAAGAAGCAUUUGGCUAAGACUUAUAAAGACAGUCCUAAUAUGAACCCCGCAAACCUGGAGAAUCUAGUUAACAACAUCAACGUUGUGGAGAAAAACCUCAUUGAAGAGAUGUUCCAACAAUUGAAGUGUGUGUAUGAGUCGGAGAUGGAAAUGGUGAAGAUUGAAGAAGAGAAGAAAGUGAAGCGGUCGAUGGCCUCGCACGCCAUCAAACUGCAGAUGAAACGAAAUGAGAUGGAGGAAAAGUUUAAAGCCCGCGAGGCGGAGUUGGAGCGUCGCGUGACUGCGAAGAAACAGUUUCUGUGGGGACUCGCGCGCGCCCUCCGCUCUCAGCACGCCAGCAUGGCGCGCGCUAUGAGGGACGUCAAGACUGAGACACAUAGAUUGGAACUUAAGGAGGACAGUCUAAAAACCCAACUAGCGGAAGCAGAACAGAUUUUAAAGAAACGCGGCGAAGAGAUGCGACUACAGAUAUCAAACGAACUCACAGUCUUAGAGGGACACCUAGAGUCCAUGAAGAAAGAGAGAGAAGGCAUCACGAAAGAGAGAUCCGAACUUGAAAAUAUGAAAAAAGCACAUAAUUCUACAAGCAAAGUCUUAAAAGUGCAUGAUAUGGACACUGAAGAUGUGCAUUCUCACUACGAUCUACUCAAAAAUGAGUUAGCAAUACUCAAAAAGUAUCUAGAAUCUUCGAAACUGUCUGCUAAGUGCGUUAUAGAAAGGGGAAUAAGUACUGAACCUGAACAGACUGACUCCAAAGUAACCAUCACGCUAAACAAUAGCCAGAGCAAUGAGAAAUGUUCCAAAAGCGACGACGUCGAUGACAAAGUGAAAACGAAUCAGUUAGUUAAUGAUUUCAGAAAGAAAAAUGUCAAUUUUAGUCAGUCGAAUUUGGAUGAACUCUACCGCGAGAGGAGUUGUGACCGUAGUCGGUCGUCCAUAUCGAGCGAGGCGGGAGACAAUGCCAUGCCUGACUUGGACCUCGAACGAGGGAGGGAUAGAGACCUCAUACAACGACUGAGGGAGGAGAAUGAUAGGCUCAAGGCGUACGCUAGACAGCAACGCAGUCACAUAGAGCACCUGUCGGCCCCGGGGCAGCCCGCGCGGCCGCGCACCGCGCCGCCCGCCGCCGUCCCGCAUAUAUACAAUAGUGCAAGUGUGAAUACUUUGAACGUUGGUUGGAGGAAGGGCGCCGGUGAAGAGCUGAGCGUCUUCAGCAACGCACAGCCUCGCAUACUGGUGCCCGGGGACACUCUGCCGUUUAUUGGAGUGCUCAGGGAUAGACAUGGGAAUGCUCGGAGGUCCCCGAUAGGGUCGCGGUCGGCUCGCUUCCGCGCCUGGCCUCUGGCCGGAGUGACCAAACGGGCCACCUCACCGCUACGGGACAAAUUGAUCGUAGGUUCCCCCGGCGCGGGCAAUAGUGGGCUGGGGCUAAACAUGAGUGGUGCGUCCGGGUCCAUACAACAAGAUGACGAGCCAUAUAACACGCCGCCGUGUGAACGACAGCCACGUACAGCAAUGAGCUUAGAAAUGAACAGAGACAGAGACAAGACUCCCAAGUCUGUACUCCGUGAGGCCAAGGAGAAACUACGGAGCAAAGACAGCAUAAUAAGCAGUCCUCCUGUAUUGCCUCGUGACAAGAGUCCCAAUGCAGUGCUACGUGAGGCCAAGCUGCGCCUGCGCAAGUUGGAGAUAGAAGCCGAAGCUGUCGAGAAGUCAUACCUCGACUUCCGGCGGAGGCAGUCUGAACUACGUCUCGAGAGGAAUGCACGCAGGCAACAAGAUGCAAGGGACGAAGUGCCUCAUACACACCUUGUCGUUCCAGACGUAAUAUCGAAACGAAGCCAAUCACUUGAGAAGGUGGACGAGCCCUGCAGAGAUGACAGGGAGCAACCAUUCACAGACGUACACAAGUCUGUCCGUAACGACUUCGAGAACUAUAUCCGCGAGUACAAGAACAAACUCAACAUCGGCGAAACACACUUCCGUAGCAAACCUACUCUCGAUGAGAAAGUAAAACCCAUCCCCGAAGCAUAUUCUAACGCUAAACAUAGCGACUGCAAUGAAAAUAGUGACCAACAAGGGAACUACCUAGAACAACCGCUCAUAGAGUUCAGGAAACUGUACACGUCUGCCAGACAUAUACGACGAGACGACGUCGACACCAAGUCCAACAACAGGAGCAUUCACUCAGGGAACACCAGCGGCGCCGAGGACUCAGCUCGACAGGACGCCAUCAUUAAAGUCAAAAACAAAAACAAAAAGAAAGCCGAAUUAGAAAUACUAAAACAGAACCUUAGCAAAAUGUACAACUUGGACAAUGACAGCCUCGACUUCAACAUUCUAUCAGACGCGCCGAAACACGAGGACUGUGAAGAAGUCGCGCAGAUCGUAGACGAGAACGUGCUGCGAGUGGAAGUGGAGAGCACUACUGAACGGAACAACCUCAAGUCUAAGACGCAGGAGUUGUUUCUGGUCGUGCAGAGCUCAGUGACGGCGCAGGAGAUGACGCUGUCGUGCAGCGAGGCGCCGGCCGACGACGUGUCGGCGCAGAUGACCAUCAUAGUGAGUCCGGCCACCAGCCUGCCGCGGCUCAGUACCGCGGCGGAGGCCGGGCUGGGCGCGCGCUCGCCGUCCCCCGGGUUGGGCUCCCCCUCCCCGCCCCCCUCGCGCCGCCGCCGCAGUAUAUCACCCGAGCAGGCCGCGCACCUUACCCGGAACGAUGUCCUCGACGCCAUCUUCCAUGCGGACCCCAACCAGCAGAUUUCCAGCGUGCAAAUGCAACUAGAACUUUCCAAAGAAAUUCUCGAUGACUCCAUCAGCGAUUACGGGAAAGGCGAGUAUGCGGACGACUUCUCAGCCGACGCGGACAACUACAAUAGCCGGUCCGACUACGAGAACCACUCGCCGAUAUCUUUGCACAAGACGUCCGAGGACGAGAACUUCUGGGACUCGUAGCACGUCGCAGUGCGUGCCAGCGGUCCACCUACUUCAUCCAAUCUCUCGUUGUCGUGCAUACCGCGGGAUGUUUUGCUUGCACAGAGCAUUUACAUUCCCCGUUUUAGUGACUAAAUUUCGGUUCGUUAGAAAGUGUAUGAAUAUGGCCCUGGAUCAAAUGUACAUGUAUAAUAUAAUAUCGCACCACGACUUAGUAGUUUGUGCUGACUCGUUAAGCGUAAGAAACUGUCAAAAAGAUAAAUAUGAUUGUAUCGGUUUAUUUAUACAGGUAUUAAAUAAAAACAAUAGUAAUAAA